Messenger RNA from Bufo bufo (common toad), 2829 nucleotides. RefSeq names its product ADP ribosylation factor GTPase activating protein 3 (gene ARFGAP3). Bases 114 to 1736 code for a protein of 540 amino acids. The transcript has 17 exons. Gene Ontology annotation, molecular function: GTPase activator activity. NCBI's taxonomy places the organism in Eukaryota, Metazoa, Chordata, Amphibia, Anura, Bufonidae. The record is from RefSeq and is a predicted model, not a curated record. Gene Ontology annotation, biological process: COPI coating of Golgi vesicle.
CACUAGGAAAUAGCAUGUACCAUUUCCUGCAUGGAGUGUAGCCGCUACCAGUGUUGACGUGGCCCUAGCUGUGUACGGCGCCGGCUGUUCGGUGUGUAGUCAGCGGCGGAAUCAUGAGUGAGCAUCACAAGCAGGACAUUGCCGCCAUCUUCAAGCGGCUCCGCUCUAUCCCUACUAACAAGGCUUGUUUUGACUGCAGGGCCAAGAACCCGAGCUGGGCCAGCAUCACAUAUGGCGUCUUCUUGUGCAUCGACUGCUCAGGGACACACAGGUCUCUUGGUGUUCACCUCAGUUUUAUCAGAUCGACUGAACUGGAUUCCAACUGGUCGUGGUUCCAGCUGCGGUGUAUGCAGGUUGGAGGAAAUGCAAAUGCAACGAUAUUCUUUCGACAACAUGGCUGUACCACAAAUGAUACAAACGCCAAAUACAACAGCCGUGCCUCAAAUCUGUAUAGAGAGAAGAUUAAGACCCUGGCAACACAGGCGACAAGGAAGCAUGGCACUGAUCUCUGGAUCGACACCUGCGGAGCUCCACCACUUUCACCCAAGGAGAAGGAAGAAGACUUCUUUGCGUCUCAUGUCGAGGUCAGUAAUACAGACUGGGAUGAUCUUCAGAAUCAAGAUGAAUCCAUAACUCUGGGCACACCACAGCCUAUCCCUGACAGCAAAGAAGUUUCAGGUGAAUCAGAAGCUGGGCCAAGUGUCGACAUUCUCAGCAUGUCCCCCAAGGCUGCACUAGCUGAUUCAGGGACUUUAGUGUCUGCAGGAAGCGCUGCACCUGCCACAGAGGGCAGUUCAAUUAUGAAGAAGAAACCAGGAGCAGCAAAGAAAGGGCUUGGGGCCAGGAAGGCGGGUCUGGGGGCCCAUAAAGUGAGCAGUAAGAGCUUCAGCGAGAUUGAGAAGCAAGCCAUCGCCGUAGACAAGAUAAAUGAGCAGGAGAAUGCAAACCUAAGCAAGAAACCCGAGGAGCCCAUAGUCUCUUCUCUACGUCUGGCUUACAAGGAUCUGGAAAUUCAGAAACAGAAAGAUGACGAAAAGCUGAAGAACAUGCCUGCGAAGAAGAAAGCUGAAGCAGAAAGGCUCGGGAUGGGUUUUGGAAAUCGAACGGGGAUCUCACAUUCUGUUCUCUCUGAAAUGCAAACUAUUGAGCAAGAAGCCCCAAGGGCCUCCAAACCAAAGAAGAUUUAUCAAGAAGAUACCCCGAAUGACUACUUCUUCAGCAGUAGCAGUUCCCGGUCUAGAUACCAUGAGGACCCCCCAGAGCCAGUCAGUAGCUCAUUUCUGAACUGGGAUGACCGUUCCGAUGAUUUCUGGAAGAAGGAAACGUCCAACGAUGACUAUGACACAACACUAAGCUCAAAGAUGACCAGCUACGAUGACCGACCAGCAACUCGCCGUAAGCCUGAUCUGGAACCUGCUCCUGUGUCGGAUGAUGCCCAGAAAAAAUUUGGAAAUGCAAAAGCGAUUUCUUCAGACAUGUACUUUGGCAAACAGGACAAUGCAGAUUACGAAACGAGGGCUCGGCUGGAGAGACUCUCAGGAAGUGCAUCAAUCAGCUCUGCUGACCUGUUUGAUGAUCACAAGAAACAGCCUUCAGCAAAUUACAACCUGUCCAACGUCUUGCCUUCAGCUCCUGACAUGGCCAACUUCAAACAAGGAGUGAAAUCUGUAGCAGGGAGACUUUCUGUACUGGCCAAUGGUGUUAUGACGACUAUUCAGGAUCGGUAUGGAUCUUAACCCUCCCCCUCCCCAUACAUUGAAGUCGCAAUUGGUACAUACCCGGGACAUGUACUGUGCUUACCCCCUCCUCUGAGUGGGCCGAAAAGGACAACACCUCAGUGUCCCUGCAUGGGAGGGAGAUUCACACAUUCAUUGUGCCUUUAACUAAUUGGAUGGCGUGCAUUGUGGGAAAGUCUGAGCUUUUAUUUUAGUUUUUGCUACAUUAAUAAUAUAGAUGAACCUCAUGUCUGUAUUUACAGUCAUUACCCUACAGUCCUGUAACUGUUGAGGUUUGUGUGGCUGUGUCGCCUUUCAAAUAUUUGCAACGAAGGUGGUAUGAGUUGUGCCAUCAGGUAUAACAGGCAUAGAAGUGAAUCUGUGUAAACAUAAUUAAGGGGGAAAAAAUAGAUAAAAAUAUUUUUAAAAAAAUUAUUCCUGUAAUAGGGCCUUAUUAAAUCUGGAUUAUCAGAUGUCCAGAAAGAGACUAAUAAAUGGGCUGUCCACAUUACAAGAAUGUGUCCGGUAUCCGCAGGAUAGAGGAUAAGUGAGUGGGGGUACGACUGCUGGGGUCCCCUUCCAUCACGAGAACAACUCCCCAUGUUCGCCCGUUUGAAUGGAGCGGUGGUCUCACAUGUGUGUUGCUGCUCCAUACAGCUUUAUGUCCGAGAAAGCCAAGAGCUUGUACUUGGCUAUCUCAGAUAGUCAUACUCAUGGAGUUGAAUGAAGUGGCAAAACACAUGUGACAGCCGCUCCAUUCGAACAAGGAACCACGGGAACUUGUUCUCUUGAUGAUCGGGUGGCCCCAAAUGGUCGUACUACCGCUAAUCAGACAUUUAUCCUCUAUCCUGUGGAUAGGGGCCAAGUUCUUUACCGUAACGGUACAACCCCUUUAAAUUAAUCUGCACAAUUAGUAUCUAUUCAGUUCUCUACCAGAGACGUUUGUCAGAUGAGCCGAAUUUCUGGAUUAUCAAAUGCCAGAUUAAAGGGCUUUUACUGUGUGCGUAUAUGUGUUUAUAUAAUUCAUUUUGUGUUAGAUUUUCGGGAUGAUUAUAAUGGGGUGUAGUGGGACUGCAUAGACCAAAGGAUAAAUGCUCCUCAGGUAUAUGGCGAU